This is a messenger RNA of Morus notabilis, 1269 nucleotides long. Its product is annotated as autophagy-related protein 101. Bases 186 to 863 code for a protein of 225 amino acids. The transcript has 8 exons. The record is from RefSeq and is a predicted model, not a curated record. NCBI's taxonomy places the organism in Eukaryota, Viridiplantae, Streptophyta, Magnoliopsida, Rosales, Moraceae. Gene Ontology annotation, biological process: autophagosome assembly; autophagy. Gene Ontology annotation, cellular component: phagophore assembly site.
UCAGAAGAUGGAUUAAACGAAAGCCAAAGCUAAUCAAUCGUGUUAGCUUAUAGUCGAAGCUAAACCCUGAAACAGAUUUCGCUCUUCAGUAAUAUUUUCCCCAAUUUUUCUCCCUCUGGAAAAAUUCUAGGGUUUGUCGCCCUAUUGGAAUUGAUUGUAAAUCCUGUUGAAUUCAUCAUCGAAACAUGAAUUGCGAAGUUUGCCAACUCAAAGAAUUGGAAGUAGGGCACUUGGAGUUUGAGAUACGAGAAGUUCUGCGCUGCAUCCUACAUACAAUUUUGUUUCAUCGGGCUUUAGGUCUUGUGCGACCCAAAGAUGUUGAUUUGGAACUUUUUGAAAUUACAUAUGUUCAAUGUGGAGAUUUGGAAAUUGAGAAGAAAAUUGAUGAGAAGAUAGAGCAAUUCAUUAGUUGGGUAGAGAAACACCCUAACAAAAAGAGCCAGAUAUGUUUGUCCUUUUAUGAAGUGAAAAACAAGCAAGCCUUUUUGUUCACUCACAAAAUAGAACGCCUGUACUGGGAACAGUGGUAUAUUAAUUUGAAUGUGUCCCAACUCCCAAGGACACAUUCUGGCAAGUCGCACCGUUCCAAAGUUGUAGUGGACCCCGGAGCUAUGAUCAUAGAGAGUUCCAUGGAGGAAAGCAGCGCUCGACGGGCAGCUCUUGAAGCAUCUCUUCGUGAUGUUUUGUUUCAAAUAAUAAAAUUUGUCAAUGAGAAAAAGGAUCAUGUUCCCCCCAUACCAAAUCGCGAGGGUGUAGUCUCUUAUCCUUACGAAAUUACUAUUCCAAGUUCAUCAGAUUCUGCAUUUGGGAUGGACGUGUUCAAGAGGAUGCUUCAGACUGGGCAUCCAACCAUGCUUAGCUGAUUAUCCUAGUUUCUCCAGCAAAAGCAACCGCCUAACCCGUCCCACAGAGUAAAGCUGCUAUAGCAAGGAAGGUUCUGUUCUGAUGACAAAGAAGUGAUCAAGUGUUCCACACUGGUUGAUCUUAUCAUUUUGUAAAUAUGCUUCUGUCGUACUCUCUUGUCUUGCUUUAUUUUCAAUUACCCAUUAUUUAUCUUUUCUCACGCUUCCACUCUCUUGUACAUACCGUAAUGGAUAUCAAUUGAGUCAAUGGGAACCACAAAUGUAGUUAUUUAGUGUUUGUGGAAGAAUCAUGACCAACAUGUGAAAACUGAAAGUGGCAUGACACUAAUAGGAUGUGGAUAUAUGGGACCUUCACUUGUAUAUAUAUAUAUAUAUAUAAGUCGUGAUUAUCAAUAUUGGUGAUAAA